Messenger RNA from Alternaria postmessia, 411 nucleotides. RefSeq lists its product as uncharacterized. Gene Ontology annotation, biological process: translation. Lineage: Eukaryota; Fungi; Ascomycota; Dothideomycetes; Pleosporales; Pleosporaceae. The coding region runs from base 1 to 411 and encodes 136 amino acids. The transcript has 2 exons. Gene Ontology annotation, cellular component: mitochondrial large ribosomal subunit; ribosome. Gene Ontology annotation, molecular function: structural constituent of ribosome. The record is from RefSeq and is a predicted model, not a curated record.
AUGAACGCCUUCCGGUGCUUGAGGGUCGUCGCGCGCCCUGCAACCAGCGCAUCUACACUCCUCAGACCACGCAUAGCACCAACAUACCAAACAUCUACACCCUCAUCAACCCGCCAAAUAUCUCUCCUCACACCCCGGCGUCCCAUACUGCCCCGCACAAACACCCUGCCAGCAGCCGGCAGCACAUCUUUCGUACCCUCAUCUUCCGAGACACUAGACCUCGCCUCGAAAAUCUCCUCACAUCCUGGUCUGGGCAGCACACAGAUCCGAUGCGGUCCGCGCGAUACAUACAACCCAAGUCAUCUGGUGCGGAAGAGGAGACAUGGAUUCCUGAGCAGGAUUAGGACGAAGAAGGGGAGGAAGAUGAUCAUGAGGAGGUUGAAGAAGGGAAGGUGGAAUAUCAGUCAUUAA